Molecule: messenger RNA, 1714 nt
Organism: Haemorhous mexicanus (house finch)
Lineage: Eukaryota; Metazoa; Chordata; Aves; Passeriformes; Fringillidae
Product: PDZ domain-containing protein GIPC1-like
Exons: 7
Coding region: 35-1714 (559 amino acids)
Molecular function (GO): protein binding
Source: RefSeq, a predicted model, not a curated record
CCCCUCCCAGACCCCCAGACCCCUCCCCGCCCCGAUGCCGCUGGGCCUGGGCCGCCGCAAGAAGCCGCCGCCGCUGGUGGAGAACGAGGAGGGGGCCGGGGGGCGCGGGGGGGCCCCGGGGGAGCCCGGGGGGGCCUCGGGGGGGGUCCCGGGGGCGGCGCCCCCUCCCCCGCUGCGGCCCCGGCUGGUGUUCCACACGCAGCUGGCCCACGGCAGCGCCACCGGCCGCGUGGAGGGCUUCGGGAACGUGCGGGAGCUGUACGGGAAAAUCGGGGAGGCCUUCGGGAUCCCCCCCAGCGAGGUGCUGUUCUGCACGCUGAACACGCCCCAGGUGGACAUGGAGAAGCUGCUGGGGGGGCAGAUCGGCCUGGAGGAUUUCAUCUUCGCGCACACGCGCGGCCGCCAGAAGGACGUGCAGGUGCUGAAAUCCGAGGAGGCGCUGGGGCUCACCAUCACCGACAACGGGGCUGGCUACGCCUUCAUCAAGCGGAUCCGCGAGGGCUCGGUGAUGGCGCGCACGCCCCAGGUUAUCCAGCGGAUCCGCGAGGGCUCGGUGAUGGCGCGCACGCCCCAGGUGGGCGUCGGGGACGUGCUGGAGGCGCUGGACGGGCGCAGCCUGGUGGGCACGCGGCACUUCGAGGUGGCACGGCUGCUGCAGGAGCUGCCCCGCGGGCACCGCUUCCGGCUGCGGCUGACCGAGCCCAGGAGGGCCUGGGACGGGAUCGGGCCCCGCUCCGGGGGGGUCUCUGCCCGGGGGGGGCUCCCCCAGGGGCUCUCGGGCCGGGGAACGCUGAGGCUGCGCUCCAGGGGCCCGGCCACGCUGCAGGAGCAGCCGUCGGCGUUCGAGGAGCGCGCGGUGGCCAAGGUGGACGAUCUGCUGGAGAGCUACAUGGGCAUCCGGGACAGCGAGCUGGCCGCCACCAUGGUGGAGCUGGGCCGCGACGCGCGGGACCCGGACGCGCUGGCCGAGGCUCUGGACGCGCAGCUCGGCGACUUCGCCUUCCCCGACGAGUUUGUGUUCGACGUCUGGGGCGCCAUCGGCGACGCCAAGGCCUGGGCGCUGCUGAGCCCCCCCGGGACCCCCAAAAACCACCUGGGUGGGACCCCCAAAAACCUGGGACACCCCCCUGAAUGGAGACCCCCAAAAACCACCGGGACCCCAAAAACCUGGGACACCCCCCUGAAUGGAGACCCCCAAAAACCACCGGGACCCCAAAAAACCACAGAGACCCCCAAAAACCACCUCGGUGGGACCCUAAAAAACCAUGGGACCCCAAAAACCUGGGACACCCCCCUGAAUGGAGACCCCCAAAAACCCAGGACCCCAAAAACCACCGGGACCCCAAAAACCUGGGACACACCCCCUGAAUGGAGACCCCCAAAAACCCAGGACCCCAAAAACCACCUGGGACCCCCCCAAAAACCACUGAGACCCCCAAAAACCACUGAGACCCCCAAAAAUCACCUCGGUGGGACCCCUAACAAACCUUGGGACCCCCAAAAACCUGGGGCACCCCUGAAUGAGGACCCCAAAAAGCCCCAGGACCCCAAAAACCACUGGGACCUCCAAAAACCACCGGGACAUUGCCAAGAUGGGGGACCCCAAAACCCUGGGACACCUCCUGAUGGGGACCCCAAAACCCCGGGAUCCCCCAAAACCCUCAGACACUACAAAAGUCCCUGGGACCCCCAAAAUCCCAGGACACCCCCCUGA